This is a messenger RNA of Spirodela intermedia, 2838 nucleotides long. NCBI's taxonomy places the organism in Eukaryota, Viridiplantae, Streptophyta, Magnoliopsida, Alismatales, Araceae. The record is from the annotation of a GenBank genome assembly.
AUGACUCCUAGGAGUGUUCAAGCUAGGGUUUUUCCGAUGAGUUUUUCGAUUUUUUCUGCUUCUUGGGCAACCACUUUUCUUCUUCAAACAGAAAACUCCAUUUCAGAAAACCAGAGUCCCGGACCCCCACCAUUCAAUAGCCCAAGUUCCUUAAUUCGGAAAAAAAAAACUUACCAGGUCUUGGUUGCUAAAACAUUAUCUGCAGGGAGUGAAACCACCAAGGCAGGAGAGGCUCGUAUCAUAUUUCUUUCUCAUUUUUAACUGUUUAAAGGAUCCUUACCUGCUUGUUGGUCUGGGAGUAGUCGACCAUGUACUCGUAGGCGUCGGCCUGGGCGUUGACACGGGUCUCAGUGCCUUCGACCGGUAGGGCAAAGGCGUCCAUGACGAUGAAGGUGUCACCGUCUGUCUUCCCCUGCAUCACACCCAUCACCUCAAUCGUCCCACCGGAGCGAGCAUGGACGACCAUCUUCAGCAGCGCGAGGGCGGAUAUUUUCACGCGGCGGAAGAAGUGAGGAUCAUUGGUCCACGGCUUCUCCUGCUGCAUCUUGCUCUGCGUGGCCUCGUCGUAGAAGUAGAUCAAGUCCACGUCCGCCCCUUCCACGGCGACCACAUUGUUCUCCAGCUCCCACGUCCUCUGGGCGAUCACCGCCGUGGAGGAUGGCUCCAUCGAUCCAGCACAAGCCUCGCCUGGAGGCGGAUUAUCCCUGUUCUCGCCGCCUUCUCUAGGCUUGGCUUCGCAUCGAAAUGGAACGGAACAGCAGCCAAAAACCCUCCCUUUUGACUUCCGACGAAAUUGAGUACCUGUAAAAAAUACUUUAGUAAUUAGCCCUCAUUAGUUUAAUAACUACAUAUUAAACAUGAAACAUUAUUUAUUGUCUUAAGUACUCUCAUGGCGAUUAUUGAGCCAACCCGACCCAACAAGGUAACUGUCAAUGUUGGGAAUUUUGGGCUUGAUUAUGGACCCAGAUCCCGGGCCAGACUUAUUUUGGGCCUACUUUAUUUGACCCAUCAUGCCCCAACUAAUGUGAGCUUUGUUGGGCCUAAUUGGACCGCUCGACUGAACCGAGUUACCACCGAGUCGCGGCGGGGGGAGGUGAACUCGGUCUCUUCCCGCGACUCGGCCCCGGCUUCAGGGCGGUUCUCAGUUUCCGUUUUCCAGCGUCAUCAACCGACUCGGGCGAGUCGACGCCCAACUCGGGCCGGGACGAUCCUGUGAAUUUAAUAAGAGUUCUUUUCUUUAUUUGGGCCGGGCCGCUUUAGAGCCUCACCGGCUCAAGUUGGAACGGAAAGGCCGUCCCCGUGACGUGGACUUCAUGGGCCCCACUGACAGUGUCCACCAAUCGGAAGCCGAUGACGUGGCAUAUCGUGGACGCCUCUAUCCACACCAUAGGACAAAGAGAGAAGCUCCCGCCGUCUCCCUUCUCGUGGCGGAGAGAAGUCCUCCACAGACGCCCUCUCACCCUCAUCUCCGGCGGCGAGGUCGCCCGCCACCCUCGGCUCACGGCGGUGCCGCCGUAGGUGGUCUCCUCCCUCUCCCAUGGCCUUUCUCCAGUAGAGCGGAGCGAGGGAAGGACGGGUGGAGAAGAUGGGGUUGCUGACGACACAAGCGCAGGCCCUGAGGGCUUCAACUGCGGCCGCCGGCGCCGGGAGAAGCCCUUCCUCUUCUUCUUCUUCCUCUUCUUCUUCCUCCUCGAUCUGUCUGUUCAUCCGAGAAUCUCGUUCGCCGCGCGUCUCCAAGGUACGGCGUUCUGAUUCGUUUUGUCAUGUGGCUAUUUCUCCAUCUUCUCUUGCUCAGAUCGGUGGAGGUUAUCAGGUCGAUUGGAGCCGAAACACCAUUGGGAGGGGCCACUUAGACGGCAGGCGCUUCUUCCUGCGUGCUCCAGAUCUGUGGACAAGAAGCCGAACAGGUUGACUGAAGAGAAUGAGUCGUCCUCUGAAUUCGGGGUCGAGAUUAGGGUUUACUUUCUAAAACUGUUGCCAUCGGCGACUGCAGUCUCGCCGGUGUACGUUCUUCCGCUGACCGAAGAGAAUGUCGAGCUGGUUCUGGAUGAAGUACGGCCAAGCCUCAUGGCGGACGGCGGAAACGUGGCCCUGCACGAGAUCGACGGCCUCGUCGUGGUUCUGAAGCUGCAGGGCGCCUGCGGAUCGUGCCCGAGCUCGACAAUGACGCUGAAGAUGGGCAUCGAGACUCGGCUCAGAGAUAAGAUCCCGGAGAUCAUGGCGGUCGAGCAGAUCCUGGACACCGAGACAGGCCUCGAACUGAACGAGGAGAAUGUCGAGAAGGUAAGCGAAUUCCAGACCAUGUCAACUGCUUUACAUAUCUGGUAGAUCCGUCGGCCUCAUCUUGUUCUAUGGAGUUCUGUGUAUCUUCUCAUCAGUUCCUCAGAUUCUCAAACGUCUGAAUCAUUCAUCGACAUGAUCCGACGAUUGAAUCGUUCAUCCGUGAUUGGGAAAUCUAGAAAGGGUUUUGGGCAUAUUCUGAGAAAUCCCAUGUUACAUGCUCGAUAAAAUGCUUGAUUCGGUACCCAUCCUCACCAUUCCUCUGAUGGAUAUCAUCCUCUGCAUCGUCUGUGAUUCAGAAUCUAUCAAGAGGGCUUCAGAAUCUCUCUCUCUCUCUCUCUCUCUCUAAGACUGGUUUUGUUGCAGGUUCUGUCGGAGAUACGGCCGUACCUGGUCGGCACCGGAGGCGGGGCACUGGAGCUCCUUCAGAUCAGCGACUUCGCGGUGAAGGUCCGGCUGAGCGGGCCGGCGGCCGGCGUGAUGACGGUCCGCGUCGCCCUGACGCAGAAGCUGAGAGAGAAGAUCCCUUCCAUUGCGGCUGUCCAGCUGGUGGAUUAG